AUAUUUUCACCUCUACAGAUUGGUCAUGAAAAAAUGGAGAAGCAGCACAGAAUAGAGAAGCAGCGGAUGAGGAAAAGAAGGAAUUUCCACGACUUGGAGAAAAUUGAGCUAACGACAACCGGUCGUCUACUCGUAAAUGCCGGACAUGGUCCUGAGGACCCAGAUGUGCAUGUAUGUCCUCAUCUAACUCAUAUUCUUCAACCUCAUCAGCUGGGUGGAGUUCGUUUCAUGUACGAUAACAUCGUUGAGUCGUUGAGCGAGUUCAAAACGUCACGAGGAUUUGGAUGUAUUUUGGCACAUAGUAUGGGAUUAGGAAAAACUAUUCAGGUUAUCACCUUUGUAGAAAUCUUUCUGCGGGUUACGCAGGCUAAGAAGGUUCUUAUUAUUGUGCCUGUAAAUACAAUCCAGAAUUGGAUGAAUGAAUUCGAGAAAUGGACACCAAGGUAUUUGGAAACUGGAGGUUAUGGUCGUCAGUUUGAGGUAUUUCUUCUUGGAGACUCUGUGAAAACGUUUGAUCAGCGGGUAAACAUAAUUGAAGAAUGGUCACGAAGGGGUGGAGUGCUUCUCGUAGGGUAUGAAAUGUUCCGUCAGCUGAUUAGGUCUACUCAACCCAAGAGGCCUUCAAAGUCUUUUCAGACGAAGCCUAUGGAAAGUGACGAAAAACCCGAUGAUUUCGAUCAGGGGUUAACUGCAAAUGGUCGAAUCAGGAAAGAGGCGAACGAAAUCAUUCGUGGGGCAUUAGUUGAUCCUGGACCUGAUAUGGUGGUUUGUGAUGAAGGUCACAAAAUCAAGAACCUAAAUACGGAUAUAGCCGCAGCGCUAGGUGCCAUUCAUACGAAGCGUCGCAUUGUGCUAACAGGUUAUCCACUGCAAAACAAUUUAAUGGAGUAUUAUUGCAUGGUUGACUUCGUCCGACCAGAUUUCCUUGGGUCAAAAAAGACUUUUUCGAUCCAGUUUGAGCGCCCCAUAAAAAACGGCCAAUGUAUCGAUUCCACUGCGAGAGACGUCAAAAUCGCUCGUCAGCGGAUUCAUGUCUUAAACAACAUGCUCAAAGGCUUCAUCCAGAGGAGAACUCAUCAUCUCCUUAAAGCAAUUUUACCAGAAGCGAAAGAAUUUGUCCUUCUUCUACGUAAAAGUCCAUUGCAACAUGUUUUAUACAGGAACUUCGUAAUGUAUGCCAAUGCGGAGAUCAGCUCUGGGAAUUCCUCCGUUUUCAACCCAUUGAAAGCGUUCGCUGCUUGUUCAAAGAUAUGGAAUCAUCCCGAUGUCCUUGCACAGACCUUGGAAAGAAAACGGGAGGAAAAGAAGAAGUCCUGUAAAAACGAUGUAAGUUUUCUAUUGUUUAAUGGCACUAGCGUGGUUUACGUAUUGUUAAAUAUGUUUAUUCAGGCUGAAAUUCCUAUGGCCUUAUAUAGAAGAGGAAACAUUGAAAAUGGCUAUAAAAUGGUGAUUGCAAUGGAGCUGCUGGAUGCUACUGUCCGAAUAGGAGAGAAGAUGCUCAUUUUUAGUCAAAACCUGACCGCACUAGAUCUCAUCGAGAGCUACUUAAGUCGUCGUCUGCUGAAAACUGCGGCAGGAACAACAUCGUGGAUGAAGAAUAUCAAUUAUUUUAGAUUUGAUGGGAGUACAUCUGGUUCAGAACGAGAACGACUCAUAAGCCGCUUCAAUACAGAUGCCAGCGUACAUUUAUUUCUGAUAUCAACAAGAGCUGGGUCACUUGGCAUCAACUUGGUUGCUGCGAAUAGAUGCAUUAUAUUCGAUGCUUGUUGGAACCCCUGUCAUGAUGCUCAGGCAGUUUGUAGAAUUUACAGAUAUGGCCAGCAAAGGCGUACGUACAUCUAUAGGCUGAUUAUGAAUAACUGCAUGGAGAAAGCAAUCUUUAAUAGACAAAUUAGCAAGCAUGGGCUUCAACAACGUGUUGUCGAUGAUGCACAAGUUGACGCUAAUAUAACCCAGAAGGAGUUAGAAACCUUGUUAAUGUACGACGAAUCGUUAGAUGUUGUUUCUGGUAAAUGGGAUACAUCAGGGUGGAACUUCGGCGAUGAAGUAUUGGAAUCUGUGGUGAAAAGUAGGAGCGAAAUGCUGUCGAUAUUGUUUCAAAGAUCUUAUUGUUUAAGCGAGGAAGAGAAAAAGGAGGCGGAAUUAUGGUUCGCAAAGGAACAGUGCAACGUUGUAAGAAAACAUAUUUUCAUCCAUAUUUUAUUUGGUUGUUACGUGUCCGCGUGUUCACCCAUUGGUUGUGGAAUGAAUCCAGCGGCCAAAAACCAAUCUCAAUCCCAUCACCAAAAUCCUUCAUAUGUCCCUCUCAGGUUUAACUGCUUUUCAGUAGGUUCAGCAAAGUAUCAUGUUGAUCGCAUGAAUGAUAUCCCUAUCCGCAUACCUCCUUUUCCUGGUGCUGCUGUCGCAUAUGAGCCAUCGUCCAAUAGCAGAGGUAGUGUGCAACUCAUUACCACAGAUCGAUCUCUGAGUUUACCCAUUGUUUCACAUCCAUCCGAAAGUUGUGAAGUACCCGCUAAUACCCAAGCUCUGCUUGUGCGCACUGCAGACGGAGUGUUUUUGCGUCUCAAUAAUGGGCUGCUUCUGGACGCUCAAAAUACAGUAUUCGAUUCAUGUAUGUUAAUAGUUACAUCUCUUUCAUUAUCCUAUAAAAUAUUAUCGCCCCAGCAAGUCUACUGCUGA
This is a messenger RNA of Angiostrongylus costaricensis, 2679 nucleotides long. Lineage: Eukaryota; Metazoa; Nematoda; Chromadorea; Rhabditida; Metastrongylidae. The record is from the annotation of a GenBank genome assembly.